AAUCGAGCACACGGCGCAGUCGCUUGCACUAAUGCAAAUCUGCUCAGUAAGUGGAACUGCGUUAGUCACUUCCUGCACAAAGCUGCCCUGCCCCAUUUCAGCCGCCGAACGCCCAUUUCGGAAUCCCGCGGCAGCAGGAACGGGGUACGAGGGGCGGCGGGAAGGGGCAGCGCCUCCGCCUCUUCCCGGGGAGCGGCCAUCCCGCCCACCGGCGGGCGAGAUACUUAAAACUGCGCGGGAACCGCCGAGAGCCCCCUGGGCUCCCGCUCCGCAAAGCCAUGUCCACCCCAGCCAAGCGGCACUGCCAAAGCCCCGCUGGCUCCCUCGACUCCAGCUUCCAGAAGCGCCUCAGAAAAGUUUCCAUCGAGGGGAACAUCGCUGCAGGGAAGUCAACGUUUGUGAGGCUGCUGGAGAAGCACAGCGAUGAGUGGGAGAUCAUCCCCGAGCCCAUCGCCAAGUGGUGCAAUGUCCAGACAGCCGAGGAUGAAUAUCAGGAACUUUCAACAUCUCAGAAGAGCGGAGGAAAUCUGCUUCAAAUGCUGUACGACAAACCCACAAGAUGGGCUUACACCUUUCAGACUUAUGCUUGCUUGAGCCGAGUAAGAGCACAGUUAAAACCAGUCUCAGCAAAGCUACACGAAGCAGAACAUCCAGUGCAAUUUUUUGAGAGAUCUGUGUACAGUGACAGAUAUGUAUUUGCUUCUAACCUGUUCGAGUCUGGGAACAUUAAUGAAACAGAGUGGUCUAUUUAUCAGGACUGGCACACAUGGCUCUUGAAUCAGUUUCAAUCAGAUAUAGAACUGGAUGGCAUGAUCUACCUCAGAACCACACCUCAGAAAUGCAUGGAAAGGCUACAGAUGAGGGGAAGAGAAGAGGAACAAGGAAUUGAGCUUGAGUAUUUGGAAAACCUCCACUAUAAACACGAAACCUGGCUCCAUGAAAGGACUAUGAGGUAGGAACCCAUUUUCUGUAGCAAGUUUCAACUUGCAGGCAAGGUUCUUCCAGCUUUAUACUAAAGUUGAUAAAACCAAAGUUUAAGUCUGCUAGCUUCACUCAGGCACACUUGAAAGGAUUUAUUUUUAGACCCACUUCUCAGUUUUCAAAGAUGGAACUUCAUCUAAUUUGAAACCUUUGUUAAGCAUUAGCUCCAACUAGGAGGCUUUAUAGCUGUAACUCCAGCAAGGAUAUGGAUUUUGCUAAUUGGAAGGGCACAGGAAUAGGGCAGAUAAAAUAGUGUUCAAUGGCCAAUCACAGAAGUCACUUACUAAGCAGCUUUGUGUUCCAGUGCAUGGGGGGGGCAAGGUCCC
Neopelma chrysocephalum (saffron-crested tyrant-manakin) is the source of this 1307-nucleotide messenger RNA. RefSeq names its product deoxycytidine kinase-like. Bases 279 to 956 code for a protein of 225 amino acids. The transcript has 5 exons. Gene Ontology annotation, biological process: nucleobase-containing compound metabolic process. NCBI's taxonomy places the organism in Eukaryota, Metazoa, Chordata, Aves, Passeriformes, Pipridae. Gene Ontology annotation, molecular function: ATP binding; deoxyguanosine kinase activity. The record is from RefSeq and is a predicted model, not a curated record. Gene Ontology annotation, cellular component: cytoplasm; mitochondrion.